AAAUUUUGUUGUUUAUAUUUCAUCGAUGUUGUUUUUGGCAUCAACUGAUAACGGAAAAUAAAAUAACAGAGUGCAAUAAACUAAUCGCCGAUUAACAAUUAAGGGGGAAAGAGGGGUAGGCAGGCAAUUGAAUGAAGAUAAGUCGGCGAUAGAACUCACUGCAGACCACAAGAGAAGCCAGAAAGCAACAGUCAAACUGUCAUCACCCACGUCUUCAACAUGCCGAAAUAUGUGCCAGCACGUGGAUACAAGGAGUUAGAUUCACUACUCCAGCGCUAUAAUGGACAAAAAGAAGUUGUCUACAUAUAUUUCUAUGGCGAAAAGGAUAGCAAAGGCGUAAGCUGGUGUUCCGAUUGUGUCGAAGCUGAAUCCACCAUUACGAAAGGAUUCACACAGCUUGCCAGUGAUGAUGCUGUUGUCGUGCAAGUCGACGUUGGCAAUCGUGAGGCGUGGAAGGAUCUUAACAACGACUUCAGAAAGCCACCACUGAAUAUCAGUGUAAUACCCACAUUAAUACGCUGGAACGGUGUCGAACGUUUGGAGGGUGAUCAUUUACGCAACAUUUCAUUGCUCGAGCUGUUCUUUGAGGAGACGACUCAAAAUAAUAGUAGUGCGACGAAGCCCUAGAGUAUCGAUGUUAUCGAAGUGUGCUUAGUGUAAACAAGUGAAAUUCACACGAGACAUUAGAGAGAGUGCACACAUUGAGAGCGACAGGCAGAGAGGUCGUACCAGAGCGAGUAUGUUCAAGAGAGAACACAUCAAGCAAGAGUAAAAUAAAUUGUUGAGUCAAACUCAAAAUACGCUCAAAAAUAA
Molecule: messenger RNA, 813 nt
Organism: Drosophila willistoni
Lineage: Eukaryota; Metazoa; Arthropoda; Insecta; Diptera; Drosophilidae
Product: thioredoxin domain-containing protein 17
Exons: 2
Coding region: 220-627 (135 amino acids)
Cellular component (GO): cytosol
Molecular function (GO): protein-disulfide reductase [NAD(P)H] activity
Source: RefSeq, a predicted model, not a curated record